AUGAAGGGUAGUAACAACUUGUUGAAUAGUAAUAAAGAUGAAUAUUAUCUUUCGCCAUGUCAAGACAAUAUUCAUUUUGUUGUUGAAUUAUGUCAAACAAUUCAAUUACACCAAGUUGGUAUUGGUAAUUUUGAAUUAUUUAGUAAUCAAUUACAGAAUUUAACAAUAAGUUGUUCUGUGGAUGGGACUUAUUGGCGUGUUUUAGGAGAGUUUAGAUUACCUAACCAAAAAAUACUACAUUCAAUUUCUAUUCCUCACCCAGUCUGGUGUAAAUAUAUUAAAAUUCAUCAAACCUCAUGGUAUGGAAAAGAGUAUUAUUGUUCUAUAAACAAAUUUGUAGCAUAUGGAAUAUCCUCAUUGGAUGAAUUAGUUGAUGAUAUGGUAGAAACAGAAGAUGUAAAAAAUAAUUCUGUUAAUUUAUUAGAUAAUGAACAUACAUUUACCGAACCUAGUAUUACUCCAAUUCAAUGGAAUGAAGAAGAAUUUAUUACUGAGCCAAAUAAACCAUUUAUUAAUUUAACUACAAAGAUUAUAAAUUCUUCAUUAAAUAAUAUAACAAUAGAAAAUACAACAAGAACAUUUUUGUAUAAACAAAAAAUGAGAAUUCAGAGAGUUGAAUUAGAACUUGAAGUGUUUAAAGGUCAUAUAGAUGAAUUACAAAAACAUUUUGUUCAACACAUUUUAUCAUUAAAUGAAACAGAGAAUGUUGUUAAUAAAUUAUUAACAGAAAUUAAAAAAGAUAUAAGUUUAUCUUUUGAAGAAACUAAGACUAUGAGUGAACAAUUAACAAUAUUUGAAAAAGAAAAUACAAAUCAAAUACUUGAAAAUCAACGAUUAAGUAAAGAAUUAGUUGCCUUAAAAAAUUCAUAUCAUGAAUUAAAGUUAAAAAUAAAUACAAAAACCCAAACUAUGUUUUAUAUAUUACUUAUUAUUGCUUGUGUUUUCUUUUUAUUCAUUAUUUAUUGGUCAUUAAUAUUAUCUAGAAAAUGUACUAAUACUCUUUCAAAAACACAAAAACUAAUAACUUCAAAUAUUAAAAAUAUAUCAUCUCCUCCAUUAGUCCCAUUAACAAAAGAUGACACUAACGUAAAUAAGACAUUAUUAGUUCAACUACAAAAAGAAAAUAAAAGCCCUCUUAUUGUUUCUUCAAAACAUCCAUGA
This is a messenger RNA of Entamoeba nuttalli P19, 1161 nucleotides long. Its product is annotated as Sad1 / UNC family C-terminal protein. The coding region runs from base 1 to 1161 and encodes 386 amino acids. The transcript has a single exon. The record is from RefSeq and is a predicted model, not a curated record. Lineage: Eukaryota; Evosea; Mastigamoebida; Endamoebidae. Gene Ontology annotation, cellular component: membrane; cytoplasm. Gene Ontology annotation, biological process: protein folding in endoplasmic reticulum.